Molecule: messenger RNA, 9613 nt
Organism: Cuscuta europaea
Lineage: Eukaryota; Viridiplantae; Streptophyta; Magnoliopsida; Solanales; Convolvulaceae
Source: the annotation of a GenBank genome assembly
GAAAAAAGAGUUAGGGUUUCCCCGGGCACAUUCAUUCAAGAAGCACAAAAACAAGCAGCCACGGGGGACUCCAUUCUUUCUGUUCGUUAGCACUUAGCCGCAGCAAGUAUUUCUUUUCUUCUUUUGGAAUUAGCCAUAACAGCAGGAAAGAACUAAGGAGGUUCCUCAACUUCACUUUUCUUUAAUUUCUCUCAAUUCAAUUUAGAUUCCAAGUGAUGAUUGUAAGUUUGGAUAUAUUUCACAUUACCAAUUCUUGAGUUUGGAUUGAUUUCGAAUCUCUUUGUCUCCAAUUAGUAAUUACAGUUUUUUUCCCCAAUUUAAUACUCGUAGUUCAAUUUUUAUUUCUAGCUGCUUAUCAUGUUUAUCAAUGUUAUUGUGAUGUUAGUUUUAAGUAUGAGUAGCUAAUUCCAUAAAGGGUUUGAAUUGGGGCUAGGGUUCAUGGGCUCUUGAGAGUGUGAAUUUAGUUUUUGAAAUUCAAUGAAUUUUCUGGAAAAUUGUAUAAGAUUACUCUUAAUUGUCUAUAUGAAUUUGAUCGCCUCAUAUAUGAAUGUUUGGAUUUAAUUCAAUUCUUGUCUAUGGAAUUUGCGUUAAAUUAGCUUGGAUCUUAUACAAGCAAUCUGAUCUUAGAAAUAAGUUAAGAUUGUGAUAAUUUGAUUUAAUUCUUGUCUAGGAGAAUUUAUUUCAUUUUCUUUCCAGGAAUAAUCAAAAAUUAAUUUACUUAACUCUCAUCUCGAAAGAACACCCAGAACCCAAACCAUUCAAUUUGAACCAUGUUUUAAUAUCUAGAAUCAGGUAAAAAAAAACUUACUCUAUUAUUUUUUUUGCACUCGUUGUUAGUUAGUUUACUUUUUUUUAAUCACCUGAAAACAAUUUAUUCGGAAAGAUUACCAUGACUUGUGCUAGUCUGUGAUCACGGACAGUAUUUAAAACUUCCUUUUUGCCACUCCUUGAGAGACGAUACUCGUGGUCUGGUUAUUCUACGUAUCAACCAACUACGUUUUACUCACUAAAAAAAUUUACACCGAUCAAAUGGCGCCGUUGCCGGGGAGUGGCACGGUUGUUUGUUAAGUACUUUCUGUGGAAUAGGUAAAAGCAAGUCGGUGAGACUUUCUAUUUCUUUUCUAUUAUUUGUUUUUGUUUUUGGUGUUCUUUGCACGUGAACUAAGAUGCAGGAACCAGUGCAUGCACACUCGCUCCUUGGGGGAACAAGACUUAAUUGCAGGUUAUUCGGAUCCUGAAUGCUUAUUCCGAGGAAGAGCUAAAAGGCGAUUGCUAGAAGACUUAAACAAAAUGGCCGAUGAGACAACUCUGGAGAAGUUGACGCCUAACUAUGUGGCGAGAAAUAGCAUUGGUGCACCCACCAUUGAGGCCAACAAUUUUGAAAUCAAGCCGGCCAUGAUGCAGAUGCUUGCUAAUAAUCCAUUCUGCGGAUACACCCAUGAAGAUCCAAUGGAGCAUAUUGAGAGCUUUAUUCAGACAUGUGCCACAUGCAAAUACAAUGGGGUAUCCAGCGAGGCAGUGAGGUUGACCUUAUUUCCAUUCUCGUUGAGAGACAAGGCAUCGCGGUGACUCCGUAGCUUUCCAAACGGGCAUUUUGAUACAUGGGAGAAGCUUCAUCAGGCAUUUAUGCGGAGUAUUUUCCUCCCUCUGCCGCUAUCAAAGUUCAGACAGAAAUUCUCAACUUCGCUCAAGCUCUGACCGAGACUUUCAGUGAAGCAUGGGAUAGGCUUAAGACGCUGAGAAGGAAGUGUCCAGAAACAUUCAUGAAUUCAGCAACCAUUAUGUGCAGAUUUUAUAAUGGUCUUCGGCUGGAGUAUAUGAGAGAACUAGACCGGGCAUCUCAAGGGGGGUAUGUUUCUAAAAUUGUCCCUAGAGGCAGAAGAGCAGAUAAUAGAGAAUUUGGCUUCAAAUGAUAAAUAUUGGUACGCGGGCAAGGAGAGAGCUCAAAAUCCACCUGGUCUGCUCAAUUUAGAUCCCAUCACUGCACUCACAGCGAAGAUCGAGGGACUGGCAGUGGAUGUCAAAGACUUGAAGGCACAUACUUCUCAGCAACAACAUGUUCAUAAUAUUGGGGCAUAUCAGCCCUCUUAUCCUAUGUAUUCUGCCCCACUUCCCGUUCGAGCAAGUUAUCCAAGUCCAACUGGCCAAGAACUAGCUUUAUCUUGCGAAAUGUGCAUGGGAGCUCACCUCACUCACACCUGCCCUCUUUAUGUUCAGAAUCAGGCAGCUCCAGUGGUCCGUGAUGUGAAUUUCAUGGAAUACGGUCAAGGCCAGAGAUCUGGUGGGCAUUUUUUCUACAAUCAAGUUCAGAGAGGAAACUUUCAGCAAGGAGGAGGCUCGUGGAGACCUUAAAAUCAGAAUCAGGGGCAGCGGAAUGCUCCCAAUUACCAAGCAAAUUUUCAGAAUAGAGGCAAUCCGAAUCAGCCCGCUUAUGUCCCGCCUCACCAAAGACAGCUUGAACCACCUCCGAUAAAUGCAGCGCUAGAGAAAACAGUGGCUGAAUUAGCCAAAAAUCAAGCGGAGAUGCACCAGCGUUUCAGCAACCUAGAAGCUCUUAUCCGCCAGCUUGGUUCAGUUGCUCCUAGAGAACCAGGCAGCCUUCCGAGUUCAACAGAACCCAAUCCAAGGGAGCAAGUGCAGGCCGUUACACUACGCAGCGGGAAGACCCUUACAAAAGUUAAUACUCCACCAUUGGCUCAACAAAAUGAUGACCAGCGACAUCAAGACCCGAAAUCCCAGGAGGUUGAAGAAGAACCAGUGGCUGUCCCUAUUCCUUCCAAGAGUAAUGAAGCUCAGAAAGAAGAUUCUCUGAAGAAAGAGAAGAGUAAGACGACUCCACCUCUCCCGUUCCCAACACGGGUGAAGAGAAGCAAUGAUAACACGAACCUGAUUAGAUUUAUGGAGCAUCUGAAGCAGCUUCAUAUUAAUGUCCCAUUCAUAGAAGCUUUGACGGAGAUGCCGAGGUACGCAAAAUUUCUGAAGGAUCUCCUCACGAAAAAGAGGAGGUGCGAAGAGCCGGAAGUGGUGGAUCUUAAUGCGGAAUGUUCAGCAGUUGUUCUGAAGACUAUGCCUCCGAAGCUAAAAGACCCAGGGAGUUUUACUGUACCUUGUUCUAUUGAAAAUUUUAUGUUUAAUAAUGCUUUAGCUGAUUUAGGAGCUAGCAUCAACCUGAUGCCUUCCUCUGUGGUCAUGAAACUUGGCUUGGGUGAACUAAAGCCCACUCGUAUGAGCCUUCAGCUAGCGGACCGAUCGGUGAAAUAUCCGAAAGGAAUUCUAGAGGAUGUAUUAGUACGGGUGGACAAGUUCAUAUUCCCUGUUGAUUUUGUGGUCAUGGACAUGGAGGAAGAUCGUGAGACUCCACUUAUUUUAGGGAGGCCCUUUCUGGCUACUGCUAGGGCCCUUGUCGAUGUUGCUGCUGGUUCACUUUCUCUGAGAGUUGGGGACGAUGUGUGCACUUUUAAACUCUCAGAGGUGAUGAGUAAGGCCUCAGACCCCGCUGAAUCAUGCCAUUAUCUUGAUAUGUUUGAGUCAGUGGAGGGGUAUUUAUUUGGAGGUGAUAGUGAUAUUACCCCACCUGUUAGUGACAUUCAUUAUGUGGGGGAUAUGGUGGCUGAAAAUGAAGAAGAAAUGACUGUUGAUUGCGAGCAGGUGAUUAGGGAUGAUGAUUUCCCUACGUUGCUUACUGAGUUUGAGGAGCAGCCCACCGAUAAGGUUACUCCUGAACUCAAACUGCUCCCUAGCCACCUGGAGUAUGCAUUUUUAGACACACAGGGCCAACACCCUGUCAUUAUUUCAGCCCAGUUAGAGUCGGGACAGAAGGAAAAAUUGAUGGAUGUCCUUAGGUGUCACAAGCAGGUCAUUGCGCGUAAGCUUGAGGAUCUUCGUGGGAUUAGCCCAACCUUCUGUACCCACAAAAUCAAGUGUGAGGAGGGGUAUAAACCAGUCGUGCAACCGCAACGACGUUUAAACCCCAAGAUGAUGGAAGUGGUAAAGGCAGAAGUCCUGAGGCUUUUGGAUGUGGGUAUAAUUUACCCAAUUUCAGAUAGCCAAUGGGUUAGCCCUACUCACGUGGUCCCCAAGAAGGGGGGUAUGACGGUGAUUCAGAAUGAGAAGGGGGAACUCCUACCUAGUAGGACGGUGACCGGGUGGCGGAUGGUCGUUGAUUAUCGUAAACUAAAUGAAGCCACUCGGAAGGAUCAUUUUCCCUUACCUUUUAUUGAUCAGUUGAUUGAGAGUUUGGCAGGGCAUGCUUAUUAUUGUUUCCUUGACGGGAUGAGCGGGUACUUUCAAAUACACGUUGAUCCCGUUGACCAGGAAAAGACCACUUUUACUUGCCCAUUUGGGACAUUUGCAUUUCGUAGGAUGUAUUUUGGUCUAUGCAAUGCCCCUACCACAUUUAUGCAUUGCAUGAUUGCUAUCUUUGAGAAGUUUAUUGGUGAUUUUAUGGAGGUUUUUAUGGAUGACUUCUCUAUUUUUGGGGAGUCAUUUGAUGAAUGCCUCCAUAAUUUAGAGAAAGUGUUGAUUAGGUGUGAGGAGACCCACUUGGCCUUGAGUUGGGAAAAGUGUCACUUCAUGGUCAAGGAGGGUAUUGUGCUAGGUCAUAAGGUGUCAUCUAAGGGUAUUGAGGUUGACAAGGCGAAAAUCGAGGCCAUUGAGAAACUCCCGCCUCCAACGACCGUAAAGGCUGUCCGUAGCUUUCUUGGGCAUGCCGGCUUCUACCGUCGCUUUAUUCGGGAUUUCUCAAAAAUAGCCAAACCUCUCACCCGUUUGCUUGAGAAAGAUGCUGAUUUUUUGUUUGAUGAUGAAUGUUUGCUUGCUUUUAAGUGUUUGAAACUUAAGUUGAUGGAAGCUCCAGUUUUAGUUGCUCCGGAUCGGGAAAUCCCUUUUGAACUAAUGUGCGAUGCUAGCGAUCAGGUGGUCGGGGCCAUUCUUGGCCAACGGAAAGAUAAUCACUUCCGCCCCAUCUAUUACGCUAGCAAAACCUUAGCGGGACCCCAAUUGAAUUAUACCACUACAGAGAAAGAGCUUCUAGCUAUUGUGUAUGCUUUGGAGAAGUUUAGGUCGUAUAUUAUUUUAUCUGAAGUAAUUAUCUACACCGAUCAUUCGGCGUUGAGAUAUUUAUUUCAGAAGCACGACUCUAAACCUAGACUUCUCCGUUGGAUUUUGUUGUUGCAGGAAUUUAACAUAGAGAUUAGGGACCGGAGGGGUUCCGCCAAUCAAGUAGCUGAUCACUUAUCACGAUUAGAUGCUGACUUGGUAGACUCUUUCGGUAAUGAUGUUAUUGAAGAACUUUUUCCUGAUGAACGUCUUUUGCAGGUUGAGAUUGGAUCUGAGGUACACUGGUAUGCAGACAUAGCCAACUAUUUAGUAGGCGAUGUUGAGCCUACCGGGCUAUCUCGACACAUGUUAAAAAAGUUUCUAUCCGAUGCUAAGUAUUAUUUCUGGGAUGAUCCUUAUUUGUUCAGGAUUUGUGCUGACCAGGUAGUACGAAGGUGCAUUCCUGAGGAUGAAAUGAAUGAGAUUCUUUACCAUUGUCAUGUUGGCCCCACUGGGGGGCAUUUUUCUGGUAAUAGGACAGCAAGAAGAGUGUUAGAGUGUGGGUAUUACUGGCCCACGUUGUUCAAAGAUGCGAAUUCUUAUGUUGCCUCAUGCGAUAGGUGUCAACGGGUAGGAAAUAUUUCUAAACGAGAUGAGAUGCCCCAGACAUAUCUAUUGCCUUGUGAAGUUUUUGAUGUCUGGGGGAUUGAUUUUGUAGGCCCAUUCCCUAGUUCAAGAGGCAAUAAAUUUAUUUUAGUCGCUAUUGAUUAUGUGUCGAAGUGGGUAGAGGCUAUUGCGAGCCCUACUAAUGAUGCUAGAGUGGUUGUGCGUUUUGUAAAAAAAUUGUUUUCUAGGUUUGGAGUCCCCAAAGUUUUGAUUAGUGAUCGAGGAACCCAUUUUUGUAAUGAUCCGCUAGCUCGUGUUUUGUCUAAAUAUGGGGUUCAACAUCGGCAAGGAGUAGCCUACCACCCCCAAACUCAGGGGCAAGUAGAGAAUGCAAAUCGGGAUCUUAAGGCUAUCCUAGAAAAAGCUGUAGCGCAAACUCGUAAGGAUUGGUCAGAAAAAUUAGAUGACGCGCUAUGGGCUUUUAGGACAGCUUAUAAGACUCCGAUUGGUACUACUCCUUUUCGAUUAGUUUAUGGGAAGUCUUGUCAUUUACCUGUGGAGGUAGAGCAUAGGGCACUUUGGGCUUUAAGGACUGUUUGUCUUGAUUCAGCUAGUGCAGGUAAGGAGCGGUUCUUUCAGGUGAAUGAAUUGGAUGAGUGGAGGGCUCAGGCCUUUCAUAAUUCAUACUUAUACAAAGAGAGAGUAAAACAAGCUCAUGACAAGCACAUUAAGGCGGACCGCCAGUUUGCAGAGGGGGAGAAGGUGUUGUUGUAUAAUUCAAGGUUGAGACUUUUUCCUGGGAAGCUGAAGUCCCGAUGGACGGGACCAUACACUGUACGUCGAGUUUAUCCCUAUGGAAGUGUGGAGAUUGAGCAUAAUGAUGGCCGGGUUGUCAAGGUCAACGGCAACCAACUCAAGCACUAUUUUGGGGGAAUGUUUGAAAAGCUGAAGGAGGUUUUAAGCCUCGAACCCGUCUUUGAAUGAGAUUUUAUCGUCAAGCUAGUGACGUUAAAGAAGCGCUUCUGGGAGGCAACCCACCCAAAAAAAAAACUGAAAAAAACUAAAAAAAAAAAGAAAUUAGGAGUUUAGUAUCUCUUGUUUAUGCAUUUUUUGUCUUUGUUUUUGUGUUUUCAUCUUGUGCUUGUGCGGUUGGAUUUCUUUUCUUUGAAUUGUAGAUAUGACAUGGAAUGGUGUGGAAGAAGAAGUGUAGCCCUAUAUAAAUGGAGCUCUUAAGGGAUACUGGCUACCAGCUCCCGUUUACUUUACAGAAGGUCCGUGGAGACCCGGCAGCAAACACUUUCAAGGCCAAUAGUUGGAGACAAUAAUUGGAGACUUACACAUGCUCCAUGAGUGAAACCAGCUGCCAUGCACCAUGGAGUUCGUGAGCUCUUUCGCUGUCCGCAGGAGCACCGCAGUUUAGAAGAAGAAGCGACGACAAGCACAAUCAUCAAGUGCAAUUUGAUGGGACAUGACCUUGAUGGCAAUUUUUGGAUGGUGGUUGAUUUUUGAGGGCUGAAUCAGCUGCCCGUUGACAGUAUACCAUUGUUUAUUAGGCCUUGGUUCACCACACUUUGGACAAACUGCCCAGCCUCAGUAUGAUUGCAGCAUUCCAGUGGCAGGAUUCAGCGGCAUCUACACAUCUAGGAGAGUCAUUUCAGCUUGCAGAUCAUGGUUCUAAGACCGAAUAUCUCACCACCAGAGACCGAGGGGCUAUCAGAUGCUGAGUUUUAUGUUAAGCCGGAGGUUAUUCACUGCAGUUUGGCUUAUACGGUAAUCUGUCAACUCUAACUACGCUGCUAAAAAUGUGUGCUUACUAUCAUAUUACUCCUUUGUUGAUUUGUGCUGAUUAUUAUUCUGAUUAUGAUGUGUUGCCGGGCUAAAAAUCAUUUUACUCGUUAAUUUGCCCCUGGUAUUUUUGUUUUAAUAUUUUCUUUGACCUCGAGGGCGAUGUCACCCCUAAGUGUGGGGAGGUUUGGUUUUAGCUUGGACAUGACAUUUGGUGAUGAAGUUAUUCUGCUCAAACAUUUUGAGGUGCAUGAGGUUCUUUUCCGGUUUAGCAACGCAACAGAGGUAACUUGUUAAUCUUUAUUUUCUUUUGUAAUCUUCCAUCUCCUCCAUCUUUCUUGGAAAGAAUUAGUAAUGGUGUAAUCAUCAGGGUGGUGUGUAUAUUCUUGGGAAUGUUGGCAGGUUAGAUGGUUUGAUUUGUGUUGAUUAAAUUCGGUUUUACUCGUGAUUCACUAGUUUGUCAUCAAUAAUUGCUUGAUUGGUCAGGUGUUGAAAAUCCUUACUCCAUAAGGAGCUCUGCUUUCUAAGCAUAUCGGGAUAAAUUCAUGCUAAGCAGGCAACUGAUUCUUGUUAUGGGGUUACACUUCGUGUGUCGAGAAUUUCAUCUCCGGAAAGGGGCUCUGCUCAUCUCGUGAAUCACCCCGUGUGAGAGUUGAGUAUGCAUAGUAAUGAGAUAAACUCCCAGGCCCUAUAGCUAGAAUCGGCCCUGUAAUCCACAACCUAGCCAACUUUUCAAAAAAAAAAAAAAUUGAAUCACGAGCAUACCGGUUUUAUCACACAAUUCUUGGGUUUUGGAAUGAUUGGUGGUUUGGAUUUCACACACCUACACCGUUGGGACCAUAAUGCUUUUCUCUACAUUUUAGUCGGUUGGAGAGGAAUUUUACUUUUGAUAAUAUUGUUUAACAUGUGAAUCUUGGUUUCGUUGUUAAGAAAGAAAAGACCUUGUGCAAUCAUUUAUUUUGGGUGUGAAUGAUUUUUGAACCAGGUGUUACAUGUGAUUAUUUUGUUUUCGUGGUUUUAAUGCACUGUUUCUUGGGGGCAAGCAACGCUCAAGUGUGGGGAGAUUUGAUAGGCUCGUUCCGUUCCUAUCUUUUCACCCAUAUUUUGGGUGUUAAUUGUCUAAUUUUUAUAAUUAAUCGGGUGACUAUUGGGGGUUUUGAAUGAAAAUUUGUAAUUUUUCGGUCCCGGUGCCAUUCAUUUUCAGUUUAGUAUUUGUCUACACAAUUUGACAUUUUUGGAGUAAUUUGAUUGUAAAAUUACAUAUUUUUACCGGAUGUGGUGAGUUGUGAUUGUACAGACUGAAUUUAACGGUGAAUGUCACGUUAUGUUCGGCUGAACAGAUUGAAGUUUUUUUAAGAAUAAUUAAGUUCAGCCCAAAAGAGAAAAAAAUAGCAGCAGCCCAAAACAAAAAGGGGAAAAAAGAGUUGGGGUUUCCCCACGCACAUUCAUUCACGAAGCACAAAAAUAAGCAGCCACAGGGGACUCCAUUCUUUCUGUUCGUUAGCACUUAGCCGCAGCAAGUAUUUCUUUUCUUCUUUUGGAAUUAGCCAUAACAGCAGGAAAGAACUAAGGAGGUUCCUCAACUUCACUUUUCUUUAAUUUCUCUCAAUUCAAUUUAGAUUCCAAGUGAUGAUUGUAAGUUUGGAUAUAUUUCACAUUACCAAUUCUUGAGUUUGGAUUGAUUUCGAAUCUCUUUGUCUCCAAUUAGUAAUUACAGUUUUUUUCCCCAAUUUAAUACUCGUAGUUCAAUUUUUAUUUCUAGCUGCUUAUCAUGUUUAUCAAUGUUAUUGUGAUGUUAGUUUUAAGUAUGAGUAGCUAAUUCCAUAAAGGGUUUGAAUUGGGGCUAGGGUUCAUGGGCUCUUGAGAGUGUGAAUUUAGUUUUUGAAAUUCAAUGAAUUUUCUGGAAAAUUGUAUAAGAUUACUCUUAAUUGUCUAUAUGAAUUUGAUCGCCUCAUAUAUGAAUGUUUGGAUUUAAUUCAAUUCUUGUCUAUGGAAUUUGCGUUAAAUUAGCUUGGAUCUUAUACAAGCAAUCUGAUCUUAGAAAUAAGUUAAGAUUGUGAUAAUUUGAUUUAAUUCUUGUCUAGGAGAAUUUAUUUCAUUUUCUUUCCAGGAAUAAUCAAAAAUUAAUUUACUUAACUCUCAUCUCGAAAGAACACCCAGAACCCAAACCAUUCAAUUUGAACCC